UCCAGCCAGGGCGCAGCGAACAGCUGAAAUGAAGAGCGAGCGGCGUAGUGUGUGUAUGCCUCUGGAUCUAAUAUCACCUACCUGUCCUUGUCACUCUGAUUCUCCGCGCAGCAAGCAGUAUCAGCCCGAUUUAUCUAUUUGCCCCUACUUCAAUCAAAACGCUGUUUUUUUUUUCUGCGACGCGAAUUAUGCUGGGUUUCUCUAAAUAGAUUUUAAGCAGUUUAAACAAAGGUCUUUUUUUUUGUUUUACUUUAAUUUGCGAGGGAGAAGCGUUGCUAUAAAUCUUGACACCAUUGAUUCCCACGUUCUGCUAUCCGUCGGACGUCUCUCUUUUUUUGCUUGCACUGAGAGAACUUAAUCUGCCUCUGACAGUGAGUCGAGCGCUUUCCUAUCCAUAUGAACUCUAUGAAGGAUCCAUUGAAUUUAGACCAUCACCACCACCACCACCACCACCACCAAACCGGGACUAAACUCUCUUCCACGCACCACAAGGCACUAGCAAUGGCCUCUAGUCUGCAGCCGUUGCAGCGGUCUGUGGACUCCAAACACCGGUUAGAGGUACACACAGUAUCGGACACCUCCAGUCCAGAGUCCGUAGAGAAAGACUCAAAGGGCCAGAGCAAAAAUGACGACUCUUCAGAUGACCCUUCUAAAAAGAAGCGACAGAGGCGACAGAGGACUCACUUCACAAGCCAGCAGCUACAGGAACUGGAGGCCACGUUCCAGCGGAAUCGCUAUCCGGACAUGUCUACAAGAGAGGAGAUAGCCGUGUGGACCAACCUCACAGAGGCCCGCGUCAGGGUUUGGUUCAAGAACCGGCGAGCAAAAUGGAGGAAAAGGGAAAGGAAUCAACAAGCUGAGCUAUGCAAGAACGGCUUCGGUCCUCAGUUCAAUGGACUUAUGCAGCCCUACGAUGAUAUGUACCCCAGCUACACGUAUAACAACUGGGCCGCCAAAGGGCUAACGUCGGCCUCCCUGUCUACCAAAAGCUUCCCUUUUUUCAAUUCCAUGAAUGUCAACCCUUUGUCAUCGCAGACGAUGUUCUCCCCGCCGAACUCCAUUUCUUCAAUGAGCAUGACCUCUAGCAUGGUGCCGUCCGCGGUCACUGGCGUGCCCGGUUCAAGCCUUAACAGCCUCAAUAACUUGAACAACCUCAGCAACCCCUCUCUUAAUUCGGGAGUUCCCACGCCAACCUGCCCGUACGCCCCGCCGACCCCCCCUUAUGUGUACAGGGACACUUGCAACUCCAGUCUGGCUAGCCUGAGACUGAAAGCCAAGCAGCACUCGAGUUUUGGAUACACCAGUGUUCAGAAUCCGGCCUCAAAUCUGAGCGCUUGCCAGUACGCCGUGGAUAGACCAGUCUAAUACCUGAGAAUACAUAAACCCCAGUCACAGGAACGAUAGACUACCUUUUUUCUUUUUCAAAAGGGCACUAGAAGACUAAACCACUGAAAUGAGCUAAACCCUGCGAUGGAGCUUUAAACUUAAACGGAAGUUAUUAGGCAUUUUUUGCUAAUGAGUAUUUUGUUCUUCACCCGCGAGUGCAGAAUUUAGGAUAGACCUACUUUAUUUUCGAAGCGUGUUUAUUUGAAAGUUUCGAAUUUUGGACGUUAAUUGACUGAAAGGUUGUAUAUAUAUAUCUAAAUAUCAUUUCCAGUUUAUUGAGGCGAAUGCUCUUGCUCUCUUCUCAAGGUUCAAUUUAACAAAGCAUGUGGAAAACCCUAAAGGAAUAAUGUUUUGCUUGCAAACAAGGGAAUGUACAUACUAAACGCACCAGUUGUGUGUUUCUAACAUAUAAAUUUAUUAAUAAAUGUCUGUGUGAAUAUCGAUUUAGAGUAGMAAUCCUGGGUAUAAAAAGACGCAUCAAAGGUUCCUGCAAAAUGACAUUGGUUUUGCUCUGUGUACACUAUUUGGUAUGGAAUUUUGUUUCGUUUUUUUCAACAUCAAAAAAAUAAACUAAUGUGUUUUAUUUAAUGGAAGUAAAUACAUUGUUCAAAACUUUUGUUGACGA
Salvelinus sp. IW2-2015 is the source of this 2011-nucleotide messenger RNA. Its product is annotated as pituitary homeobox 2. Gene Ontology annotation, biological process: regulation of transcription by RNA polymerase II; anatomical structure morphogenesis. The record is from RefSeq and is a predicted model, not a curated record. Lineage: Eukaryota; Metazoa; Chordata; Actinopteri; Salmoniformes; Salmonidae. Gene Ontology annotation, molecular function: DNA-binding transcription factor activity, RNA polymerase II-specific; RNA polymerase II cis-regulatory region sequence-specific DNA binding. Gene Ontology annotation, cellular component: nucleus.